AUGAAUGAAUACACUUGCGCAGAUGACAACGAAAUUCUUGAAUUCGUUUCAUCUCAUUUUCCAAUGUACGAUGCGGAUCUCGGCAAAAAUCAAUCCUUCGAUGAAUUCUGCCGAGGAUUUUGUCAGGCAAAUGAGCCUGUGAGAAUGUUUUAUCUACUGUUCAGAAAGGAAGGAGCAAUUCAUAAGUUCAGAACGGGCUACGAGUUGUGGAAGGAA
Messenger RNA from Ostertagia ostertagi, 216 nucleotides. Lineage: Eukaryota; Metazoa; Nematoda; Chromadorea; Rhabditida; Trichostrongylidae. The record is from the annotation of a GenBank genome assembly.